GUUGACAAUACAUUGCGAAUUUAUUUUUGAAUCGUACUUUUUUCAAAAAUGCCUUCGAAGAAGAAGAAAUACAACGCGAGAUUUCCAGCAGGGAGGAUCAAAAAGAUAAUGCAGACAGAUGAAGAAGUUGGAAAAGUAGCACAAGCUGUACCAGUCAUAAUCUCUAGAACCCUUGAGCUGUUCGUUCAGUCCCUGCUCACCAAGUCCACGCAAAUCACACAGAGCAGGAACGCGAAGACGCUGACCCCUUCACACAUGAAACAGUGCAUACUCUCUGAGAGCAGAUUCGAUUUCCUGAAGGACCUAGUGAAAAACAUACCGGACGCGAGCGUGCAGGAGGACAACGAGAACAACGAAAACAAUGUCGUCGAUGUAAUAGACUACUCGAUGAACAGGGAGGAAAUAAAAAUUGAGCUGGUGGACGAUGAGCUGGACGUUAAACCAGCCAACUUUUACACAGAGCAAUCCACGUCGACCGUGGAGAGGAAGCCGGUCAUACAGUACGGCCCGAGCGUGAGGAAAUCCGAUCCUCCAGUUGAACCAUCUCCCAUUCCCAGUUUGGCAUCCGCAGAGGUCCCAAAGAUCAAUAUCAAAAUGGAAGCCAUAGAGAAGGAAGAACCCAAUUUUCAGAUUGAUGUUAACCCUCAGAGCGACAGCAAAACCACCAUCACCAACAAUAGUAGUAUAGCGAAAAUAAGCCCGGCCGAGGUGCCGCCGCUGAUUCCUAUCUCCCAAAACUAUGGCCAAAGCACCAGUGAUAAUCUUUACAUCGACGAAGAUUACGAUAUUUAAGUAUUUCCUUUUGUUUCUUAUAAUGUAGAGAUUUCGGUUUUCUUCACAAUAUUUUUUUUUUCUUCAAAACUUAACUAAGUUGAACAUAUUCGUAAUUCCAAUUUAAUUAGUAAACUA
Nicrophorus vespilloides is the source of this 909-nucleotide messenger RNA. RefSeq lists its product as uncharacterized. Gene Ontology annotation, cellular component: negative cofactor 2 complex; nucleus. The record is from RefSeq and is a predicted model, not a curated record. Gene Ontology annotation, biological process: positive regulation of transcription by RNA polymerase II; negative regulation of transcription by RNA polymerase II; transcription by RNA polymerase II. Bases 49 to 792 code for a protein of 247 amino acids. The transcript is spliced from 3 exons. Gene Ontology annotation, molecular function: transcription corepressor activity; core promoter sequence-specific DNA binding; transcription coactivator activity. NCBI's taxonomy places the organism in Eukaryota, Metazoa, Arthropoda, Insecta, Coleoptera, Silphidae.